AUGCCUGAGCUCCCAGAGGUACAGCGAGCAGUCAAUAUCCUCAAUAAAGUCACGAAAGGCAAGACAAUUACAAGUGUGGAUGCUGUCGAAGACGCCAUCGUUUUCGUCGGAAUAAAUCAAGAAGACUUCGCGAAGGAGCUCACAGGAAGGACAGUAGAAAGCGCUGAACGUUACGGCAAAGUGUUUUGGUUGAACCUUUCUUCUCCUGGGAGGAUGCCUGUUUUACAUUUUGGAAUGACCGGUAUGCUCCAGGUACAGUCAAGGGGGAGCUUGCAACCUACUACAAAGAAAACCCCCAAGUCCGCAUCAACAGACUGGCCUCCGCGGUUCAUGAAGUUCAUCCUUCACCUCUCAGACGGCUCUCAGAUUGCGUUUUUGGACGCGCGCCGGCUGGGGCGAGUCCGUCUUUGUCAAUCGCCGCGCGGAGAGCCACCGCUUGCCGAUCUGGGGUUUGACCCAAUCCUCUCGAUGCCCUCGCUCGAAGAAUUCGUGAAUCGCGCUCUGGCCCGCGCAUGCCCGAUCAAGGCGUUAUUGCUAGACCAGAAAUUCAGCGCCGGGGUCGGCAAUUGGGUCGCGGGUGAAUUUCUCCGUUUACCGCUUCCGGUUGGAUCCCCACUGACUGCCCAGAUGAAAUCCUCUACCAUGCUCGGGUCCAUCCAGAGCAGCGAUCUAACACCCUCACUGAAAGCCAGCUUGCAGCACUGCACCACCAAACAUCGAAUGUAUGUCAGACCGCAAUUGCAGUGGAUGCAGACGACUCCAAAUUCCCUGAAGACUGGCUCUUCCGACAUCGCUGGGCGAGCAUAUCGUGGCAAGGGAAAGAAGAGUGCGUCUACUCUGAAGCUACCCACGGGUGAGCUGGCGACGAUUAAAUGGAUAACGGUUGGAGGGCGCACUUCCGCAUUUGUCAGCGAGUUGCAACAUCUGUAUGGGCCUGCCAAGAAUGGCAGCAGUACCCGCGGGAAACGGAAGGCUAAGGACGAAGAUGAAGACGAAGCCACCGACGAGAAAGUUGACUCGGCCGCUCCCAGCGAAAUGAAAAACACUGCGAAGAAGCCAAGAACCCGGACGGCAUCAAAAGGUAAACGACGACCAGCAACCAACCAGCUAGAGUGA
This is a messenger RNA of Mycena indigotica, 1116 nucleotides long. RefSeq names its product MutM-like protein-1. Gene Ontology annotation, biological process: base-excision repair. NCBI's taxonomy places the organism in Eukaryota, Fungi, Basidiomycota, Agaricomycetes, Agaricales, Mycenaceae. Bases 1 to 1116 code for a protein of 371 amino acids. Gene Ontology annotation, cellular component: nucleus. The transcript is spliced from 8 exons. Gene Ontology annotation, molecular function: DNA N-glycosylase activity; nucleic acid binding; zinc ion binding. The record is from RefSeq and is a predicted model, not a curated record.